This is a messenger RNA of Trichomycterus rosablanca, 1232 nucleotides long. It is a transcript of the gene spdya, whose product is annotated as speedy/RINGO cell cycle regulator family member A. The coding region runs from base 103 to 1041 and encodes 312 amino acids. Gene Ontology annotation, molecular function: protein kinase binding. Gene Ontology annotation, biological process: positive regulation of cyclin-dependent protein serine/threonine kinase activity. The record is from RefSeq and is a predicted model, not a curated record. The transcript has 6 exons. NCBI's taxonomy places the organism in Eukaryota, Metazoa, Chordata, Actinopteri, Siluriformes, Trichomycteridae.
UUAGCUACCGUUAGCCACCUUCACGAACUUGACGAAAAAAUAGGGUUUUAAACAGUUAUUUUAGGGUUCGUUUUUUAUUAAGGAUAAGCCAACAAGAGCACGAUGAAGCAGCUGAACCAUCCUGAAACUCCACCGUCCAUCACUCUGCGAAUCGGCUCUGCUGUAGCUCACAGUCUGCAGCUCCGCAGGGGUCUGCGUAUGAAGCGUCCGAACGUCCAGAAGCCCAAAGGCCCACCGGGCAAAAGCCAGAAUAACCGACCGAAUCACGGUCAGAUCUCCUGUCUGAGCAGGCAGCCGUGGAGCCCGACGCUUGUCAUCCAGCGCCAAGAAAUGGCGGCCUUUUUUAGGCUCUUCGAUGACGACCUUAUCCAGGACUUUCUGUGGAUGGACUGCUGUUGCAAAGUUACAGACAAGUAUUUGCUUGCCAUGACGUUUGUGUAUUUCAAGAGGGCACGUUUCAGCAUCGGUGAGCACAGCAGGAUGAACUUCUUUAUCGCUCUUUACCUGGCGAACACCAUGGAGGAGGAUGAGGAAGAGGCGAAGUAUGAGAUUUUCCCCUGGGCGCUGGGGAAGAGCUGGAGGAAGCAGUUCCCCCGUUUCCUGAAGCUGAGGGACAAGCUGUGGGCUCGGAUCGAGUACCGAGCUGCUGUGAGCCGCCGCUGCUGUGACGAGGUAAUGGGCAUCGCUCCGUCUCACUUCAUCUGGCAGCGGGAGCGGGCGGCGCACCACAGCGGGGCUCAGCGGCAGUACCGAGACCCGGAGCAGGUACAGAUCCCCCGUGGCCCUGCCGCCUCUCCCGAACCCUGCGCCCUCUGCGCCAAAGCCUCGCACCUUUCUUCAUCUUCUACGCCCCCUCUGCCCAUCACGCUGACCCUGGGCCUGCAGGAGACGCCGGCGCCGCGGGCCUCCUGCUACUGUACCCAUAAUCCUGCGGGUGAGAGAGUGAAGCACUGCACUGUACUGUACUGGGGAGGUGGGGAACAGUGGAAUAGUUGCGACUGUUUGGGUCAAAAUCAAGUCACAGUAAGAAUAACAUUCUGAUGUCUUUAAAUACGUUGAACUUUUUAAUGUUUUAUAAUUAUUUUUUUGUCUGCGCUUCAUUUUUUGGGGUGGGUCGGGACCCAGGGUUUGAGGAACACAGGGGUAGCGUAAUAGACCGCUGCACCAAAUAAAAAGGUUUUGUUAUAUCCAUUGUUACGAUGAUAAUAAAGCUAUCGUGUGUUGUCUGUAAA